Messenger RNA from Mycena citricolor, 2705 nucleotides. The record is from the annotation of a GenBank genome assembly. NCBI's taxonomy places the organism in Eukaryota, Fungi, Basidiomycota, Agaricomycetes, Agaricales, Mycenaceae.
GCCGACGCGGAUGUUUCUCCUCGGGACACCUUCCUGAGUUUCAUCUCAAAGCUAGAUUGUCACCCGCGCGUCCCUUUACAGCUAAUCCUGUCUUCUUUUGUCAAUGUAGGGCCUCGAUUGUGCCAUGCACAGAAUGGCAUUGUCCUUUUACCUUAUGGGCGUCUAACCACGUAUUCCCCGUCGCCUCGUUCCGUUUUCUUUCAGUCGGUGGUCUUUCUGCCACUUUAUUCUCUCUCUUUCUCUCUACGAUGUCGUCCACUACGGUGCAGAAUAUCUUCGGUGCCCCCGGCGAUGCGCCGCUUCGCGUCAUUGCUCAACACGGCAGUCAACUUACGCCGCAGCUCGUCCGGACAUUUUUGGCCACGGCUACCGAUGGCAUAAUCGGAAUUGCUCCUUACUACGGUUCUGCGUCGGGACUGUCCACCUUGGCCUUAUCUUCGAAGACGGACGUUCUCCUCGUGUACAUCGGGAAGAAGCGGUCGAGUCGAGAAAGACACAAGAGCUCCAUCCAGAGCGGGCCCCUUGCCGAGGUGUUUCUUUCCACAGCACACGAAAAGGCGGCGCUGCAGAUGGAUGUGUUGGCCACUGCGCUUUAUCUGGAUCUGGGCAUGCGCAUCGUGGGUGGCCUCGAUCUGCUCAGCAUUUCUGUCAAGGAUGAUCGGCAUUCAAACGAAGCACUCAUUUCUUCUGUGGGACACGGCCUGAAGAAAGACGCCCUCAUUUCUGUUUGCUCUCGAAAAGACACCGAGAGGCCACUGGCUGAUAGACUGGCUCUCCAAGCUUGGGUGGCUUGGCGCGCUGUGGCACGUUUAUCAAACGCGAAGUCGUUCUCGGCUCAGCAGCGUAUCGACUCCACGCUCAUGUCUGAAAUCCACCUGGCGGCAUUAUCCAAAAUCGUGCGCGAUGCUUGCUGUCUGGACGCGCUGAAGCCGGAUGUGACUCGGAACGAAGUAACUCAGAAAUUCACCUUUAAGCAAGGCGAAUUGCAAGGAACUUCAUCUCGCUUCAAGACCCGAGUUCAAGGCCGAAAUACUGCGUUACUUAUCACAGGAUUCGACAAAGAAGGGAAAGAGAUCCGUGCGGCGACGGGAAGAGUGAAUGAUAUCCGAGGGCGGGCCUUCAAAGUCCAGCUCAAAGGGAACGACCUGCUCCACGCGAAACGGAUUCGAGUACGCACGCUUGGCAAGGUUCCAUCGACUGGCGCAGAGGUUCAACGAGAAGCUGCCAUUCUUUCGGCUUUGAAAGGAGCCUCCGACCUCACUAGCAAGCCGUUUUUCCAGAUGAUCUGGUCGGCGAAAGACAGCUUUGAAGUGCGCUCAAAGCAAGCGGGCUCUCUUAAGAAACCGACCACCGCGAUCCCGAUCAAGUUUUCCCGUCCGCUGAAUCCUUCUCAGCAGCGUGCAGUUGAAGAGAUCCUCUCGCCCCAGCCUGUGACGCUGAUUCAGGGACCACCGGGAACCGGGAAGACAACUGUCAUCGCGGCGGUUGUCACGAGUAUCAGCAGCGCCGCCUGUGGCAGGUCUCUGUGGCUUGUCGCACAGAGUAAUGUCGCAGUGAAGAACAUCGCUGAAAAGUUGGCUUCUGUGGGGCACCUCGAUUUCAAGAUCAUCGUGUCGAAGGAAUUUCACUUCGACUGGCACGAACACCUCUACGAGAAAAUUGCACCGAAUGUCAUCAGAAGUGACGAGAUUUCACAGGACAUCGUAGCAGUCGAACGAAUGCUUCUGGGAACCAAAACCAUUCUGUGUACAAUCAGCAUGCUGACUAGCGAUCGUCUUUCCAACGUCUAUCGCAUAGUUCCGGUGAACACUGUCAUCGUGGACGAAGCUAGUCAGGUUCGGGACCAUCCUACUGGCAUUCAUGUUCUCACCCUUGUCAAGAUUGAGAUUGGCAACUAUGUUCCUCUGGUCCAUUCUCUCUCCCGGUCUCUGACCAAACUGGUUUUCAUUGGGGAUGAUAAACAGCUUCCGCCCUACGGUCACAGUGACAUUCCGUCGCUUCAGAGUGUCUAUGAGCUGAAGCAUUUGCGGAAGAAAGCCGUCUUCCUUGACACUCAAUACCGGUCAAUGCCUUAUCCUGAUUAUCGCAUGAAACUCACUCUUUGCCGCUGUAGUAUGCCUAUCAGGCUCGGAUCGUUCAUCAGUCAACACGUCUAUUUCAACAAAUUGCAAAGCUCUCACAAGAAAACCGACAAUUGUUGCCUUUCAUCGACGUCCCAGGCUGCAAAGAAGAAUUUAAAGGGCAUGGCUGGAUUUCUUUUGAAGAACCGAUCUGAAGUCAAAGCUGUCAUCGCACAAGCACGUCGAUGCCAUUUCAUGGGACAAUCAUAUCGGAUCAUCACUCCCUACGACGCGCAACGGGCCAUGAUCGAACAAGUGCUCAAAUCGAGCAACGGAUUGCCGUGGGAAGACAAAGUAUUUUGUGUCGAUUCGUUCCAAGGCAAGCCAUUGACAAUCAACUGCACAUCUCAUGUCCUGAACGAAGGGCUCGCAGGAAACGAGGACGACGUCAUUAUUCUCUCGAUCGUCCGCACAGAAAAGAUUGGAUUCCUGAAAGAGUCGAGACGAGUCAAUGUCAUGUUGAGUCGGUGCAAGCAAGAAAUGCGGAUCUGCACCAGCCGUUCCUUCGUGGAGGGUGUCGCCGCUGACACGCUGAUCGGGAAACUGGCGCUCAGUGUUGGGGAGGAGGGAUGGUACGAAUCGUAG